AUGUCUCUUGAUUUACCGGAAUGCACAUCCGUUGUCGUUCAAAACAAUGUACAGGCAAUUCAACCAUCGUCAGAGUAUUUCGUUAUACCAACGCAUUCGUCUCCGAUAAUCGAUUCAACUAUAGAAAACAUUCGAAUCUUACAUGAUGAAUCAUUUCAAUCCUCCUCAACAUCGAAUUCAAAGGGUAGUAGUAGCAAUAGUAAAUCAUCAUCGUCAUCUGCAAAAAUGUUUCAUAGAAUUCAUCAAGCCAGUGAUUUCAAUUCGCCACUUAUGUUUUCACGAUGUACAUCGAUUGAUACAUUAUCGAGUUAUGGAAUUCAAUCUAUUAACGAAUCGUAUACAUCAGAGUGUAGUAGUGUAAAACCAUCCGGAAUUAUCUCACCAUCAGACUUACCAGCUUCACCAGGAGAAGAAAGUCCAACACACGGUAAUACAAACGCAACGUUAAUGAAUCAUACAGCAAAUUAUACAAUUAUUGAAAAAACUAUUCUUAUUCAGAAUUGUUCACGCGAGGAAAGUUUUUGUAGCUAUGCCGAUAUGGAUAAUCCAGAUGAGGUUAAAUUAUUUAAAUGCGAAGAUUCAGAAAUGCAUAGCAGACGACCAUUGAAUGCUGAUGUAAUGGAUAAUGAUGAAGAAGCGAGAGAAGAAUAUUCUAUAAAAGAAUCUAAUAAUUUUUUUAUUAACAAUGACAAUUCAACAACUCAAACACCAAUACAAGAUAAUAUGCGAUAUAUACCAACAUUAUUAUGUGCAAGAAUAGAUAACCCAAAUGGUUUUGAUACAUCUCCAUACGAUAAUAUAGUCAAUGACGAUAGUUUUCGUGUUUACAAUACACAAUGCGACGAUGAUUUUGAUGAUUCAACGUCCCUUAGUAAUGAUUUAGCAAUGUUGUUGAAUAAAACAGAUGAACAAUUAUUUCACUUACAUCCACAUCAUGAUUUAAGUAUAAUUAAAGAAGAAAGUAGUAUGAUUGACGAUAAACCAAAUAUAGAGAAGAACAGCAAUGAAGAAGACGAGAAUAGUAUCCACGACAGCAUACAAAUUUUGUACAAUUUGAUAAAAAAACCACAUUGGACUAGAAUAUCCUCAUCACCACCACAAUUGCCUGACAGGACGCGUGCUCUAUCUCCAUCUGAAGAUGAAGUCGACACAGAUAAAUAUACUUUAAACGAAGAAGAUGAUUACGACUAUAAUUUGAUUGAAUUAUCAUCACAAAUGAUCCAGAAUGAUCAGAAGCGUUCUUUUUCAAAUGAUUCUGUUCAGUCGAAUUUGUCUACAUCUCAUCAACGGAAAAAACGUUGUAAUAAAAAUGAAAGUGAAAGAACACAUCUGGCUGCAUCGUUUAAAACCGAUUAUAAACAAGGCAAUGAGAAUGAUCCAGAACUAGAACAGGACGAUGAAUAUUGCAGUGAUGAAAACGAUGAUUAUGAUGUUAAAAAAGGUCAGGAACUUAUACGAGCGUUUAUACGUGAUACGUUAUCAAAAAAAUCAUCGAAUCAAAAUCAUUCGUCUGAGUCUAUACAAGAACCAGAAACGAUUUGUUGUCCACUGAACACACCUUUAACAACGUCAAAUUCAAGUAGUAAUGCGUCAUCAACAAAAUCCUGUUCCUUUUUGUCCGCAUCAAGACAGAAAACAACUUAUAAAGAACAGGAAAAUUCUAAUUAUUAUCGUAGCAAAAGUACACCGGCUCUUACAAAACCCAGAUGGAACAGAGACACAUACCGAUCAAAACAGGAUAUUUGCAAGGAUCAUAUCACCCAAUCCGAGCAUUCAUCAUCUACGAACAUUAUUCAAGUCCAUCAAACUCGCACAUCAGAACUUCGACUUCGUCAAGCACAACAAAAGCAGCAACGACAACAGCAACGUAAUUAA
Molecule: messenger RNA, 1875 nt
Organism: Didymodactylos carnosus
Lineage: Eukaryota; Metazoa; Rotifera; Eurotatoria; Philodinida; Philodinidae
Source: the annotation of a GenBank genome assembly